Molecule: messenger RNA, 1933 nt
Organism: Paramecium octaurelia
Lineage: Eukaryota; Ciliophora; Oligohymenophorea; Peniculida; Parameciidae
Source: the annotation of a GenBank genome assembly
AUAUGAUUAUAAAAUACAACGAACGCAGAGUUUCUAUCACUCCAAAAACCUAGACCAGUCUCAAUAGUCCUGUUAGAAAGUAUAGAGAAUUUUCUAUCAUAGUAACACAUAGCCAGUAUUUCUAACGUCUCCAAAAAAAUAGUUGUCAAGCAUUAAGGAAAUCACCAAUAAAUAAUAGGAAUUAAAUAAGCUUCUUAAUUAGCAUGUUGAUUUCUAGACUUAAUCUGCUAACACAUCGAUGCAUUCGUUUGAUUGCAUUACAGCUCAAUCGAAAUUUAGGAGGAAACAAGUCAAUGCUGAUAUUAGUUCAAAAUUAAUGCACUUAGACGAUGAAAUUGUAGAAGUAUAUAACGAAUUCGAAAAGAAUUACAGAUAAGUCAACGAUUUGGAUAAAUUAGAAUAUACUCCAUAAGCUAGUUAACAAUAAAUUUUUGUGAGUAGAAAAAGUCUAAACAAUUUAAUUUAAACCCAUGAUGGACUCAUGUAAUCGGAUUUAAAGUUCGGUAAUUUGAACAGAAUUAGAAUUAAUAGAUUCAAAUUUUAUUAUUUUCGUAUUAAACUAAGAGGGAAGGUGUCUCCAAUUUAAGUAUUCUUCAACAUUCCAGAAAGAGUAUAAAGUGCAGCUGUAAAAAUGUUUUUAUCAACUAAAGCAGAAUUCCCUACUAAAUUUAACGCAGAAUAUAUUCUUCACUCUCGAUUUGCUAAAAUAUUUUCUGAAAGAAAUUAGCAUUAUUUUACUGAAGAAUAUCUUUUCAUAACAAUAUAUUCUGACGUAGAUUUCGAAUUCUCAAUAACAUUUCAGUUUGGAAACACUCAAAUCACUAAAUCACCUCCCAAACAAAUUGUAGAGUCUCUAGACCUUAUAUCUUAAAACUGCUCUCCAACCUAAAAGUAAUUCCCCAAUGACAAAAUUCUAUAAAAUCUUUCUUUAACCUAAUAUCACGGCAGCUAGAAAUUGCAUAAAAUAUUAUCAGUUCAAUCAGAAAGAACUCAUAAAUAAAAGUUGGCUAAAUCUCUGAGAUAAUCAAUGCUUGAAGAUAAGAAAUUAGAAAAGAAAUCUAAAUUACUGGUUAAAGAGCAAAUACUUCAUUUUAGGGAAGUCGAAAGAUAGAUCAAAUUAAAAAAAUUACAAAUGCAAUUCGCCCAAUAAAACUGGUUUCAAUUAUUUAGUUUACUACUUAUUACUGAAUAUGUUUCUACUUCCCUUUAGGAAUAGAAGAGAAGAUAAAAGGUUGCAGCCAAAGGCAAACUAUUAGUUUGGGCUAUGAAGACUAAAGCCUUAUUAGAUGUAAAGGAAUACGGGGAAAGUGCAAAAGAAAGAACUAUUUUCAAAACUAGAUGUGUUGUUUAAAGUUUUGCAUGCAUGAUUAGACAUAAAUCUAAAAUCAAAGCAGAAUUUGUUGUUACCAAGUUCAUGGGACGCAUACUUUUGUUUCUAACUAUUCUAAAUAAGCAUUAAAGCACUUUAAAUAAAGGUAUUUUAAUUUUAUAGCAAAAUAGUAAUCUUUAUUCAAAGAAAAUUUCGUAUAUUAAAAGCUAAGAAGAGAAAAUUCAGAGAUAAGUUUUGGAAGUUAAUCAAAGAGAACAUUGCCGAUAUUAUUUAUGAUCUGAGAAGGUAAAAAGAAACACAAUUUUUCUUUGAUAAAUAAUAAAUCAACAUAGACAUGUACAUAAUAAUGAAAUAUAAUAGACCUGCGAUGAAUAUAGUCAUAGAUGAUUAUUGUAAAAAGCAAAGGGUAUUGUGGCUCGAAUAUAUAUAACACACGUUUUUAGAAAAGGAUUAAAAGAGAGUAUAAAAUUAUUGUAAUAAUCAUUUUAGAAAAUACAUGAAUAUGCUAAAAAUCUCAAGGAACCUAAGAUUUAUGAUUUGCCAAAUAAAAACGAGUUAAUCCCACUGAUAGAGUAAUAUGCAAAAAUGAAAAAAAUACUAUGA